Messenger RNA from Euleptes europaea (tarantolino), 1755 nucleotides. Its product is annotated as cytochrome b5 reductase 4. The coding region runs from base 1 to 1572 and encodes 523 amino acids. Gene Ontology annotation, cellular component: endoplasmic reticulum. Gene Ontology annotation, biological process: generation of precursor metabolites and energy; superoxide metabolic process. Lineage: Eukaryota; Metazoa; Chordata; Lepidosauria; Squamata; Sphaerodactylidae. The transcript has 16 exons. Gene Ontology annotation, molecular function: heme binding; oxidoreductase activity. The record is from RefSeq and is a predicted model, not a curated record.
AUGCUGAACGUCCCGGCUCCGUCCUUCCCCGCCCCCGGCUCGCAGCAGCGGGCGGCCGUGGCGGGGCGCAGCAAGGUACCUUUAAAACCAGGCCGAAGCCUUAUGGACUGGAUUCGGUUAACUAAGAGUGGGAAAGAUCUUUCUGGUCUGAAAGGAGGAUUAAUAGAAGUGACUGAAGAAUUGCUCGCCAAACAUAAUAAGAAAGAUGACUGCUGGAUAUGUAUAAGAGGUCUUGUAUAUAAUGUCACACCAUAUAUGGAAUAUCACCCAGGGGGUGAGGAUGAGUUAAUGAAAGCAGCGGGGACAGAUGGCACAGACCUCUUUGAGCAGGUUCAUCGUUGGGUCAAUUAUGAAUCUAUGUUGAAAGAGUGUCUAGUUGGAAGAAUGGCACUUAAACAUACUGCUGCUGUGAAAGAGCUUUGUCACGCUAUACCUGAAGAAAAGGAAGUCUUAAAUGGCAUGUUUUCUAAACCUAAAGAUUUGGAUAACAGUUCCAAAGAGCUAAUUCCCAGUUAUGAUUGGUUCCAGACAGAUGGUACAGUCACUGUCGUCAUAUACACAAAACAAAAGGAUAUUAACUCUGAGUCAGUGAUAGCUGACCUUCAAGAAGGUAGACUGCGAGGAGAGAUCAUUGUGAAUGACUACUCAUAUCUUCUGCAUUUUGAGUUGAGUUACGCAGUUCAUGAGGACAUUGUAGUACAGAUCUUGGAAAAAGUGGGGAAGGUGGAGUUGAUCCUGAAGAAGAAAGAGACACUCCAUUGGAAAAAACUUGGGCAACCGCUGCAGAGUCAUAACUCUUUUGUCAAAUGUGCUGACAGAGGCUUGUUCUUCAGAAAAUGCCAAUUGAUAUCAAAGUCCAGUGUCAGUCAUGACACUAGACUCUUGUGUGUAAAGUUACCACAAGGAACUCAUCUCCAGGUUGCAGUUGGGUGCCACAUUUACCUCAAAAAGACAAUUACAGGCACAGAGAUAGUGAAACCAUACACACCUGUGACAUCUUCCUUGGUAUCAAAAUUCAAAGACCCUUCUCACAAUGAUAAGACACAUAUAUAUUUUAUGAUCAAAAUUUAUCCCAGUGGACUGUUUACACCAGCGCUUGACUGUAUAUGCAUAGGGGAGUACAUUUCUGUGAGUAACCCUGAAGGUAAUUUCAUAAAGCCACAAGCUGAAGAUGUAGAAGACCUAUUUUUGCUAGCAGCAGGCACAGGACUCACGCCAAUGGUUAAAUUGCUAAACUACACUUUGACAAGUAGCAGUAGACUCAGGGCAGCAAAGCUGAUGUUUUUCAACAAAACAGAAGAUGAUAUACUUUGGAGAAGUCAGUUGGAACAGUUAGCCCUUAAUGAUACAAGAUUUGACGUUCAGUUUGUUCUCUCUGAGCCAAACGCAGGAUGGACAGGGAAACAAGGGAAAAUUUCUUUCUCUCUUGUCUCUCAGUUUGUGAAAAGAAGUAAAGAUGAUUCUAAGAUGCUUAUUUGUAUGUGUGGUCCAUUACCUUUCUUGGAACAAGGAAUACAGAUUUCGCAAGACCUGGGAGCCUCCUGUGAAGAGAUACAUUGUUUUAGAGCCUGAAAAGCCAAGUUGAAGACCUCAGUUUGCGUAUUUCGCUGUCUUCAUAUUUAUCUUCUCUGUUUGUUUGAAUUCUUGGGGAGGAAACGUUGUGCAUGAACGUAUUGUUCUUUUCAGGGUGAUUACUUGAAUAUUUGGGGGGAAUAACUUUAUAUUCUGCUGCUUUGAAAUUAUAUUUUUGCUACU